Carya illinoinensis is the source of this 1780-nucleotide messenger RNA. Its product is annotated as omega-hydroxypalmitate O-feruloyl transferase. The record is from RefSeq and is a predicted model, not a curated record. Gene Ontology annotation, molecular function: acyltransferase activity, transferring groups other than amino-acyl groups. The transcript is spliced from 2 exons. Lineage: Eukaryota; Viridiplantae; Streptophyta; Magnoliopsida; Fagales; Juglandaceae. Bases 231 to 1601 code for a protein of 456 amino acids.
UAAAAGGAACAGCUCUAGCUUCCCCCUCACCGACUUGACCAAACUCGUACGUACGCACUGGAUCUAUUCGUCUGAAAAAACUACAUCAUUUUCUGCUGUACAAAUUUUACCCUCAAAAUAAGCGUGAUCUUCGUUUGCACAUAUCUUUCACAAUAUAUAUACAAACAUACACGGGAGCUUGAUCACCCAUAUCAGUAUAUCACAACCCAACAAAACAGAAAAAAAAAUCUAUGGGAACUCUCUACCCAGAACCCCCAUCUCUCCUCCAAGACCUUAAGGUUACCGUCCACAGUUCCUCCCUAGUUUUUCCCUCCCAAGAAAAUGAGAGAAAAUCCAUGUUCUUAUCCAACAUAGACCAAGUUCUGAAUUUCAGCGUCGAAACAGUACAUUUCUUUCCAUCCAAGAAAGAAUUUCCUCCAGAAGUUGUAGCCGAGAAACUAAAGCACACAUUAGCAAAGGCACUGGUUCCAUACGAUUUCCUUGCUGGUAGAUUGAAUCUAAACCCGCAAACGGGUCGUCUCGAGAUUGAUUGCAACGCAGCUGGGGUCGGUUUUGUGGUUGCUUCUAGUGAGUAUACACUGGAUGAGAUUGGAGAUUUGGUUUACCCAAACCCAGCUUUUGCGCAACUAGUUUGCAAGACUUGGGGAUAUAUCUUGAAGCCAGAUGAUCAUCCACUUGGUAUUUUCCAGUUGACGUCAUUUAAGUGCGGUGGCUUUGCAAUGGGUAUCUCAACGAACCAUGCAACAUUUGAUGGCCUAAGCUUCAAACAUUUCUUGGAGAACCUGGCUUCCCUAGCUGCUGAUAAACCCUGCCUUGCUGUCAUCCCCUGCAAUGACCGUCAGUCCCUGGCUGCUCGAUCCCCACCGCAAGUCCCAUUCUCACACCCUGAGCUGCUCAAGAUUCCCCAUGGCCAGGAGUCCAACCUUUCUGUCUUUGAAGCCACCCAAGAAGAUCUUGCCUUUAACAUUUUCCGGUUGACCUCCGGUGAUAUUGCCAACCUCAAGGAGCAGGCCAAAGCCACCAGCGGUGCCGCCAUUAAUGCCAACACCCGUAUCACCGGCUUUAACGUCGUCUCCGCCCAUGUAUGGCGGUGCAAAGCAUUAUCCUGCGGCGCGGACAACAACAUGGAGAGGCUGUCCACCAUUCUUUAUGCUGUUGACAUAAGGCCAAGACUCAAGCCACCAUUGCCGUCAUCUUAUGCAGGGAACGCGGUGCUCACUGCAUAUGCGACAGCUCCAUGCAAGGAGCUAAGUGAAGGGCCAUUGGCAAAGCUUGUGGAUAUUGUUUCCGAAGGUGAAAGAAGGAUAACAGAUGAGUAUGCAAGGUCUGCCAUAGACUGGGGAGAGCUGUACAAAGGGUUUCCCCAUGGGGAGUUUUUGGUUUCAUCAUGGUGGAGAUUAGGGUUUGCUGAGGUGGAGUAUCCGUGGGGAAGGCCAAGGUACAGCUGUCCUAUUGUUUAUCACAGGAAGGACAUCAUUUUGCUGUUUCCUGAUAUCAAUGAAGGUGGAGAAAGAGGCAGUGGGGUCAACGUUUUGGUGGCUCUCCCUGCUGAGGAAAUGAAAAAGUUCCAAAGCCUCUUCCAUAAGUUAUUGUCAGGUUGAAGGAACUUUAUCAUACAUAGCUUGUACUCUUGGAUGUGUCUGAUUAAUUAAUGCGAGAGUGUUGUUCUUUAGUAUAUGUAUCUGGUAAUAUUUAAAGACGUUGCAAGCUAGGUGCAUGCAUGAUGUUUGGAAAGGACCAUAUAAUUUAAAUAUGUUAUGGAUUACUGAUUACGUCUAAA